AUGGGCAACAAGCAGACCAUCUUUACCUCCCAGCAACUGGACGACAUCAGGACAACCCUUUCCAGGCAGAGGAUUGCUGAGGUUUUCUCAGAAGAUGGAGAAGGAAACAUGACUUUGGGCGACUUUCUGGACAUGUUUUGAUUGCUUAGUGAAAUGGCGCGGGACCUGAAGGCAUAUUGCUUUAAAAUCUACGACUUCAACAACGGCGACUUCAUCUGUAAAUCGGAUCUGGAGAAAACUUAAAAUAAACUGACGCGCGAACGAGCUGACCGAGGGGCGAGGUGAGGAUGGUGUGCGAGAGGUGAUCGUGAAGCCGACCUGGACAACAGCGGCCGUCUGUCUCUGGAGGAUUUCCAGCACAUGAUAGUGAGAGCGCCCGACUUCCUUAGCACCUUCCACAUCAGGAUCUGA
Puntigrus tetrazona (Sumatra barb) is the source of this 411-nucleotide messenger RNA. It is a transcript of the gene cib3, whose product is annotated as calcium and integrin binding family member 3. Lineage: Eukaryota; Metazoa; Chordata; Actinopteri; Cypriniformes; Cyprinidae. The record is from RefSeq and is a predicted model, not a curated record.